Molecule: messenger RNA, 1744 nt
Organism: Cuscuta campestris
Lineage: Eukaryota; Viridiplantae; Streptophyta; Magnoliopsida; Solanales; Convolvulaceae
Source: the annotation of a GenBank genome assembly
UUCGUACAUCUGCAGUGAGUGCUCAUUUACGAGUAACUUAAUACUCCCUCCGUUUGGAAAAAGUGUUCCUAUUUUGACUUUGUGUAAAAAUAAGGAAGUAUUAAAUUGUAGUUGACUUCCAAUUUUGCCCUUGAUGUGAUAGGUAAAAGUAAGAUGUGAUGGAUAGAUUAUUAGAUAUAAAGUAUGAUGUGAUAGGUAAGGUAUGAAAAAGUAAGGGUAAAAGUGGUUUUUUAAUAGAAAGUGGAAGUGUUUUGUUGGAAGUAAAAAAAAUUAAAGAGGAAGUANACGAGUAACUUAAUACUCCCUCCGUUUGGAAAAAGUGUUCCUAUUUUGACUUUGUGUAAAAAUAAGGAAGUAUUAAAUUGUAGUUGACUUCCAAUUUUGCCCUUGAUGUGAUAGGUAAAAGUAAGAUGUGAUGGAUAGAUUAUUAGAUAUAAAGUAUGAUGUGAUAGGUAAGGUAUGAAAAAUGUAAUUAAUUAAUUAAUUAAUUUCAUACAUAUGGAAAGCACAGAUUCCUCGAGCGGGUCGCAACAGCCGCAGUUGCCGCCCGGGUUCCGCUUCCACCCAACUGACGAGGAACUCGUGGUUCACUACCUCAAGAAGAAGGCGGCUUCCGUCCCCCUCCCCGUCGUCAUCAUCGCCGAGGUUGAUCUUUACAAGUUCGAUCCAUGGGAGUUGCCCGCCAAGGCGACGUUUGGGGAGCAAGAGUGGUACUUCUUCAGUCCGAGGGACCGGAAGUACCCAAACGGUGCAAGGCCGAACCGGGCUGCGACGUCGGGCUACUGGAAGGCCACCGGAACAGACAAGCCGGUACUGACGGCCGGCGGGACACAGAAGGUGGGUGUGAAGAAGGCGCUGGUGUUUUACGGUGGGAAGCCGCCCAAAGGGGUGAAAACCAAUUGGAUAAUGCACGAGUACAGACUCGCUGACAACAAACCAAACAACAAGCCUCCCGGUUGUGACAUUAACAACAAGAAAGGCUCUCUCAGGCUGGACGAUUGGGUUUUGUGUCGGAUAUACAAGAAAAACAAUACGCAGAGGCCAAUUGAUCAUCAGGAGAGAGAUGAUUUAACCGACAUGUUUGGACCAAUAAUUCCACCAUCGAUGCAAACAACAGUACUCCAAUUUGCCGCCCACCCAAACAAGUUCCAUCACCAAGCGCUACUGAAGGCCUCCAGCUACGGCGCCUUGCUAGAAAACGACCAGAGUAUGUACGACGGGAUGAUCGGAAGCAACGGGUCGCCGAUGGUGGCGGCUGCCGGCGGCGGCGGCGUGAAUCUGCUCCCCACGAAACGUUCCCAGCAACACCUCUCCGCCAUGUACUGGAACGAAGAAGACACCUCUGUUUGUGACGGCGGGUCGUCGUCCCCACUCAUGACUAAGAAGUUCCUUGCCGAUGGCAGCCACCACCACCACGUGGCCGGCGGCGGCCGGAGUGACGACGACCAGAAUGGGGGCUCCAUCGCCACACUUCUCAGCCAACUCCCACAAACCCCUUCUUCAAUGCACCAGCAAAACGUCGUGUUGGGCAGCCUCGCCGGCGGUGGAGAUCAGGGUGUCUUCCGGCCCCAACCUUACCAUGUCUCCGGCAUGAAUUGGUACUAAAAACGGGACUGGACCGGACCGGACCCAGAAAUUUUAUUCAAGAAAUCAACCGCUCGGAUUGAUCUUCGAUGUGAGACUGUAAGUACGUACGUGCAUAAAUCAACGAUCGAUCGGUGGAGAAGAAAACUUGGGAAAUUCU